Molecule: messenger RNA, 2729 nt
Organism: Pygocentrus nattereri (red-bellied piranha)
Lineage: Eukaryota; Metazoa; Chordata; Actinopteri; Characiformes; Serrasalmidae
Gene: celf4
Product: CUGBP, Elav-like family member 4
Exons: 14
Coding region: 741-2282 (513 amino acids)
Biological process (GO): mRNA splice site recognition; regulation of alternative mRNA splicing, via spliceosome
Cellular component (GO): ribonucleoprotein complex; cytoplasm; nucleus
Molecular function (GO): mRNA binding
Source: RefSeq, a predicted model, not a curated record
GGUGCGCGGGUUUGUGGAAGCUGCUCCGCUCUCGUGCCUCCCCCGCGGUACGGCGCGUGCUUGAGCCCGUCCUGUCCGUUUAAACCGCGAGGAGCAACCACACCGACUUCCCAAUGCAAAAAAAAAUAAAUAAAGGAGUAGCAGGCUCGGAGCAGGAGCGAGAGGGGGAACGGAGGUGUAAAUAGGGAAAAAAGACGAGGGGCUCGCGGACUGUCUCUCUCUCUCUCUCUCUCUCUCUCUCUCUCUCUCCCUCUCUCCCUCUCUCUGUGUCUUCCCCCCUUUUUACGAAAGUGAAUGAGUGAAUUAUUGUACGAGGGGCUCGCGCGCGCAGAGGGACCGUCACCACACGCCGCUUCCACCGGGACGAGUGAGCGAGCGCGCGCGCGACGCUUAACUUGCUCAAUGGUACGUGUGUGCGCGUGUAUGUCUUUCCGUGUGUGUAAAUAUUUGCUUUGAAACUAGACGCAAGACCGUGCGCGUCUCAUUAUUCCUCAUCCCCCUUGUGUGUGUGUGUGUGUGUGUGCGCGCGCGCGUGCGUGCGUGUGUGUGUGUUUGAUCGUCCCGGCUCCUCCAGAGGACCCCUCGAGCCACCGGUGCCGCGCGAGACCGCUGAGCUAAAAGCCCGGCCACCCGCCUCCCCUCCCCUUCCCUCCUCCUCCUCCUCCUGCUCCUCCUCUUCCUCCUCCUCCUCCUGCUCCUGCUCCUCCUGCCCCUGCUCCUGCGCCGCAGAAAGCAAAGAGAUGGCAACUUUGGCGAACGGGCAGGCGGACGGCGCGAGCGGGCUGGUGAACGGACUAAGUCACGCGCACGGCCCCACAAGCUGCGCCACCAUCCCCAUGAAGGACCACGACGCCAUCAAGCUCUUCGUGGGACAAAUCCCGCGCAACCUGGAUGAGAAGGACCUGCGGCCGCUCUUCGAGGAGUUCGGCAAGAUCUACGAGCUCACCGUGCUGAAGGACCGCUUCACAGGCAUGCACAAAGGCUGUGCCUUCCUCACAUACUGUGCCAGAGAGUCAGCGCUGAAAGCUCAAACUGCCCUCCACGAGCAAAAGACAUUGCCUGGGAUGAACAGGCCGAUCCAGGUGAAGCCUGCCGACAGCGAGAGCAGAGGAGAAGACAGAAAACUUUUUGUGGGCAUGCUGAACAAGCAGCAGUGUGAGGACGACGUGCGACGCCUGUUCGAAUCCUUCGGCAGCAUUGAGGAGUGCACCAUCCUCAGAGGCCCUGACGGAAACAGCAAAGGUUGUGCAUUUGUGAAGUACUCUUCUCAUGCCGAGGCUCAGGCAGCCAUCAGCGCACUACACGGCAGUCAGACCAUGCCCGGCGCCUCCUCCAGUCUGGUUGUGAAGUUUGCAGACACAGAUAAAGAACGCACCAUUCGACGCAUGCAGCAGAUGGCCGGUCAGAUGGGCAUCUUCAAUCCUAUGGCCCUGCAGUUUGGAGCGUAUGGAGCCUACGCACAGGUGCAGCAGCAGGCAGCAUUGAUGGCGUCUGUUGGACAGGGAGGUUAUCUCAGUCCUAUGGCUGCAUUUGCUGCAGCUCAGAUGCAGCACAUGGCCACCAUCAACGGCCUGCCCGGAGCACCGAUGACCCCUACGUCAGGUGGAAGUACGCCCCCUGGCAUCACUGCACCCACAGUGACCAGCAUCCCCUCACCAAUCAGCGUUAACGGCUUCACUGGCCUGCCCCCUCCUCAGGCCAACGGGCAGCCACCUGCAGAGGCAGUGUUCACUAACGGGAUUCACCCCUACCCAGUCCUGCAGGAGGUGGUUUUUAGGGAAGACUCGGAGAAGGGCGGCUUGGGCGUGGCUCAGCGGAGUUGUUUUGGUGUUCAGGGAAGCUGCUUCCUCUCUUCUCUCUCUGAAGCCCAGAGUCCCACAGCAGCUGAUCCUCUACAGCAGGCUUAUGCAGGAGUCCAGCAGUAUGCAGCAGCCUACCCAGCUGCAUAUGGACAGAUCAGCCAGGCCUUUCCACAGCCUCCUCCCAUUAUCCCCCAGCAACAGAGAGAAGGGCCGGAGGGUUGUAACCUGUUCAUCUACCACCUCCCUCAGGAGUUUGGGGAUGGCGAGCUGAUGCAGAUGUUCCUGCCUUUCGGUAAUGUCAUCUCCUCCAAAGUGUUUGUGGAUCGGGCGACAAACCAAAGUAAAUGCUUUGGCUUUGUGAGCUUCGAUAACCCGGGCAGUGCCCAGGCUGCCAUCCAGUCCAUGAAUGGCUUCCAGAUCGGCAUGAAGAGACUCAAAGUGCAGCUCAAGAGGCCAAAGGAUGCCAACCGCCCAUAUUAGCCCCACCCCCACAUGACCCUCACCCUGGGGGUGAAGGCCACUGCAGCACACAGGGAACAACAGGUUUUGUAGAGUUGGAACACAUGCUGACAACAUGAGUAACGUUAACGAAACACAAAAGAAACUCAAAAGGACAAAGGGGGCGAAGCGGCUGGGUUGGACGUGCAGUGAUAAGUGUGUCGGACAUGUGAGGAGGCCACGGGCGCUUGACACACCACCACCACCACAAAGCUCAGUGGACCUUUAGGACCUCAGUGGACACUCAGGACAGCCGCCGCGUUCUGCAACCAUAUUGGACUCCCUUUCUGAGUCUCCGCAGCCUGCCUGAUCAUAGGAACCCUUCUCAUAUAGAACCACAUGGAAGAUCAUACAGGAAAAAAAAAAGAACAAAGCAUCUACAACUAAAAAAAAAACAAUGUAAGCCCUUUGGAAGAGCCUCAGAAGAAA